Microthlaspi erraticum is the source of this 270-nucleotide messenger RNA. The record is from the annotation of a GenBank genome assembly. Lineage: Eukaryota; Viridiplantae; Streptophyta; Magnoliopsida; Brassicales; Brassicaceae.
AUGUGCCGUGUUAAAGGAGAGCUUGCAGAUAUGUUUUACGAGAGAUGGCUCCACGACCGCCAUCUGGAUUCUGUCUGUGUUUUACACAAUUGGAGAAUCAGCGAUCACCAUGUAGACAGGAUAAACGUUGAAAAUGCUGGGAAGAUUUCAUCAUUCGAAUUCAAUCCACAGUGGAGUGUGAAUCUCGAUGCGUACAGAUUCGUCGAGGAAACGUGGAGGACUACCGACGAAUGUAUGAGCGAUUGUGAUGGUUCUCCACGUAGCGACUAG